Aspergillus nidulans FGSC A4 is the source of this 998-nucleotide messenger RNA. Its product is annotated as CCDC90 family protein. The transcript is spliced from 3 exons. Gene Ontology annotation, cellular component: membrane; mitochondrion. Bases 57 to 980 code for a protein of 307 amino acids. Lineage: Eukaryota; Fungi; Ascomycota; Eurotiomycetes; Eurotiales; Aspergillaceae. The record is from RefSeq and is a predicted model, not a curated record.
AGCUAACAAUACCGAUUCUACCUCCCGCUAUACCUCAUUCUGUGAGAUACUCCGCAAUGGCUCCUCAAAAGUCUGUUGCUGAGCUUCCACGAUCGGUUCUUCCCCGCCUGACGUGGAAUGCCUCGUCGACCCGAACGAGCCUCACAGCAUCUCAUUCCGCUCCCCUCUCUGCGGGAAGGAGGCAGUCCCCACAAGGUUGGAUUACCUUCACAUGGCAAACACAAUCACAGGUCUUUUCGCAGUCAGUUGCGACGUUCUCCACGGUAUCUCGAAGCUUUACUUCGACUUCAAUCGCUCAACGCUUUCCGCACUCGAUAUCCCACAAGACUAAGUCCCAGAGUACACAGCCCGUUGGCGCUCCUAUCCGCCAUAAUGGGGUCUAUGUUGCGACCUUUAAGCCAGCCCGUCGGGCUUUUCAUGCUUCGGCGCCGAGGAAGCGAGACCACCAUUUCGAUACGUUGAAGUUCGUCCAGCGGCUCAAGGACGAGGGAUUUAGUGAAGAGCAGGCUGUCGCCAUGAUGAGGGUCCUAAAUGAUGUUAUCCAGGAGUCGAUACAAAAUCUUACCCGGACAAUGGUUCUGAGAGAAGAUACCGAGAGAUCAGCCUAUACUCAGAAAGUUGACUUUGCCAAACUCCGCUCCGAAUUGUUGAACGCAGAUUCAACUGAGGCCCAACUCAUACGCUCGUCGCAUGAAAAGAUAGCCGCCGACCUAGCGAAACUUAAUUCACGACUUCGGGAUGAGAUAGGACGCACUCAGGCCUCCGUACGUCUCGACCUUAACCUUGAGAAAGGUCGGAUUCGGGAAGAAGCGAACAGCCAAGAGAUGCGCAUCAAGGAGACAGAAACAAGAAUUGAACAAGAAGUAGCAGGUCUAAGGGAGCGUGUGGAGGCCGUUAAGUUCUCUACACUGCAGUGGCUUAUGGGUGUCUGCACUGGUACUGCUGCUUUGAUUCUCGGUGCCUGGCGUCUUCUGAUGUAAGCCAUUGCUGUCAAUUGA